GGAGCUGCCACCGAGGAGCACCCACAGACAGUGACGGACCCCGACAGCCAGAAGGGAGGACUCACAACCUGUUGACGUUACAACAAGUAGUAGGAGUUUGAGCUCAUGGCAGGACCCCAGCCCAUCUACAUCUCCACACCAGAGGCUGCAACACAGUAGAGGCUCUGCAGGGGACUCAACCCGCCAUCUGCCUACUAGGGGGACCACUGGAGGCCUGACAGCUACAUAUUUUCUGUCUCUACAAAACAAAACCUGAAAGGAACUUGAACUUUUUUUGUGUCGAUUCUGGACGUUGUAUUUAAAAAAAAAACUUCAGAGAAGAGGACUAAUAGUUUUUCAGCAAAGUUUCUUAACUUCAUUCGCUUCAGAAGACGUUUUUAUUUUUAAAAAACAUUGAAUAAAAUGAUGGAGGAUCACCUGCCGAAGAUCCCCAUGAUGUCCUCCGCUUCCCCCACCGAGUCUUCUGGGAGCGGCGGGACUGACGACUGCAGAGGAGCCAAGAGUCCGGCCCCGGGGAAAGCUCUGAGUCCGGCCCUGGUCUGCAAAGUGUGCGGGGACACCAGCAGCGGGAAACACUACGGCAUCUACGCCUGCAACGGCUGCAGCGGCUUCUUCAAACGCAGCGUGAGGAGGAGGCUCAUUUACAGGUGCCAGGCUGGAACAGGCAUGUGUCCAGUGGACAAAGCUCAUCGCAACCAGUGCCAGGCAUGCCGGCUGAAGAAAUGCCUGCAGGCGGGCAUGAACAAGGACGCAGUGCAGAACGAGCGGCAGCCCCGCAGCACAGCUCAGGUCCGCCUGGACUCCAUCGACGUGGACCCUGAGAAGGAGCACCUGGCCACCACACGAGAGCCCACCUCCUCUUCUUCAUCCUCUUCCUCCUCUUCCUCCUCCUCCUCCUCCAGCGGGUCUGUCAUCACGUGGCCCCACAUCACCUCCUCCAUGUCCAUCACCUCGUCUGUCGCCCCCCAGCGCUGCAUCAGUCCCCAGAACAACCACCGCUUCAUGGCCAGCCUCAUGACGGCCGAGACCUGCGCCAAGCUGGAGCCCGAGGACGUUGACGAGAACAUUGACGUGACCAGCAACGAGCCGGAGCGAGCGUCCUCGGAGUACCACAUGGCUCUGUACCCGUCCAGCUCCGAAAAUGUGUACGAGACCUCGGCGAGGCUACUCUUCAUGUCCGUGAAGUGGGCCAAGAACCUGCCGGUGUUCUCCAACCUGCCCUUCAGAGACCAGGUGAUCCUGCUGGAGGAGGCGUGGAGCGAGCUCUUCCUGCUCUGUGCCAUCCAGUGGUCUUUACCGCUGGACAGCUGCCCGCUGCUCUCUCUGCCUGACCUCUGCCCCGGCAUGCAGGGCAAAACCAGCUACACCAGCCUGGACCUGCGCCUCCUGCAGGAGGUCUUCAGCCGCUUCAAGGCUCUCGCCGUCGAUCCCACUGAGUUCGCCUGCCUCAAGGCCAUCGUGCUCUUCAAGCCAGAGACUCGUGGUUUGAAAGAUCCAGAGCAAGUGGAGAACCUGCAGGAUCAGUCUCAAGUGAUGCUGGGACAACACAUCCGCUCGCACUACCCCAGUCAACCAGCCAGGUUCGGAAAGCUGCUUCUCCUUCUUCCCUCUCUGCGUUUCGUGAAUUCGGAACGGAUAGAGCUGCUGUUCUUCCACAGGACCAUCGGAAACACUCCCAUGGAGAAACUGUUGUGUGACAUGUUCAAGAACUAAAACUAUGACCCAGAAACCCAUGCAGUCGUCAGUAACCUCCAGGUUUGGAGGGGUGAUAUUUGACAGAUAUUUGCUUUGUAUUUCUGUAUACAUAUCAGAGAUUCUGCGUGCUGUUAUUUUUUUUAAAAAGGCCACUUUAUUGUUUGUUUCCACAUCAGGUCAUUCUGAAAAUGCAAUUCAGUUCUUAUCAUCAUGCUUGCUGUCUAUUUGUAUCAUAUUUAGACUCGCGUCUGAAGUGACUCACGAUCACGUUUUGUCUUCUAGUAUUUCUUUUAUUCUUGUGUUUUAUUUUUGUGACAAUGCAGAUCUUUAUUUGUUUGGUGAUAGAUGGACUGUAUAUCCCUGCUGUCAUUAAUGUGACUGUUAUAUUCAUGUUGUCAUGCCUUCGAGAAAGUAAAACUUGCUUGAAAAUUG
This is a messenger RNA of Dicentrarchus labrax (European seabass), 2127 nucleotides long. RefSeq names its product photoreceptor-specific nuclear receptor-like. Gene Ontology annotation, biological process: negative regulation of transcription by RNA polymerase II; cell differentiation; anatomical structure development. The transcript has 8 exons. The record is from RefSeq and is a predicted model, not a curated record. Gene Ontology annotation, molecular function: nuclear receptor activity; RNA polymerase II cis-regulatory region sequence-specific DNA binding; zinc ion binding. The coding region runs from base 403 to 1713 and encodes 436 amino acids. NCBI's taxonomy places the organism in Eukaryota, Metazoa, Chordata, Actinopteri, Moronidae.